AUGCCUCUUUCUUUCCUGGCACAGGUGCUCUGGAAAUGGGAGUCGGACCAAGUGGAAGGCGUGGUCUUGCCGCCCAACGUCCGCCUCGCCAAGUGGCUGCCCCAACAGGACGUCCUCGGCCAUGCCGCCACCAAACUCUUCAUCACCCAGGGCGGUCUUCUGAGCAUGCACGAAGCCACUUUCCAUGGCGUGCCGAUCGUUGGAUUGCCGGUCGGGUCCGACCAACUCCUCAACAUGCGACGGGCUCAGGAAGCCGGUGUUGGCCUCGCUCUCAUUUGGGAAGAACUGGACGCGGAUAAAUUGUUCACUGCUGUUCGCACGGUGCUGGCUGACGACACGUUUGCAGCUAACGUGCAGGACAGGUCCAAGAUCAUGCGAGAUGCUGAACAGGGCCCUUUGCAGAGAGCCGUGUUCUGGAUCGAGUACGUGUUGCGGCACGGAGGAGCCGAACAUCUCAAGUCCUCUGCCCCGGACUUGACUUGGUAUCAGCGAAACAGUCUCGACGUCGUGGCAGUUGCUGCGACUGUUCUGGCUGUCGGGCUGUCGAUUCUCCUGGCACUAGUUUAUUUCGUGGUGUGUCGCUGCUUGCCUUCUGUGAUUAGGAGAGCGGUUCGAGGUAGGAAACCGAAACAGGAAUAA
Molecule: messenger RNA, 639 nt
Organism: Notodromas monacha
Lineage: Eukaryota; Metazoa; Arthropoda; Ostracoda; Podocopida; Cyprididae
Source: the annotation of a GenBank genome assembly